Molecule: messenger RNA, 1012 nt
Organism: Glycine soja
Lineage: Eukaryota; Viridiplantae; Streptophyta; Magnoliopsida; Fabales; Fabaceae
Exons: 4
Coding region: 245-778 (177 amino acids)
Source: RefSeq, a predicted model, not a curated record
UGUGAGGCUGAGAACAAAGGGGCUCCAAUGCUACUUGUCUCUACAACUAUGUUUUUUUUUUUUUUUUUUGUUUCAGUUUGCACACUUCCCUUUGUUGCAAAAUCUCACCUCUAUAUCCUUCUAUUAACAUUGCCCUUCUUCCACAAUGUGUACUUGAAACCUCAAACCAACCAGAACCUCUUUGAUUGAAAAUAAUCCAAGUUUUUUUUUUCACAGUUAAUUUAUUUGUGGAGAAAGAAAAAAAAUGUCUGCUUCCACUGUUGUUCACAAUUUUUGUUCCGUCGCUUGUUGCAUUUCAAAUUGCGGCCAUAACCGAACCUUGGUUCCUACCCAUCAUCAGUUUCAUUCACCCAAUUCCCUUUUGAGGUUAAAGAAGCAAACUUUCCUCACGAACAUUUACUUCAAGAGUUCCAGAACCCAGAAACCUCGCUCCAGUUUUGUAGUUUCCGCAGCACAAUCGAAUUUUGUUAAAGUUCUGCAGAAUGCAUGGAAAGUUGGUAGGGAUGGAAUUGAGGCAGGCACUAAUCUCGUUCCUAAUUCUGUUCCAAGGCCAAUAGCAAGGAUUUCAGUAACAAUUGUGGCUUUGAGUGUUACGCUUUUUGUACUCAAGGCAUUCCUCUCUACAGCUUUCUUUAUAUUGGCCACUAUAGGACUUGCAUACUUUGCGUACCUAGCAUUCAAUAAAGAUCAAGGACCUAGCGGGAACGGAGGAACUACCUCUACUCCUAUGGAUGAUCCUGUGGAAGAAGCUAGAAAGAUAAUGGAAAAAUACAAGUAGCAGCAUCAGAGUAAGAAAUUCUGCACUAUACUUUUGUUCAAUGUAAAGUUGUGAUCCUGUGAGUAAUAGCUUAUUGAGUUGGGAAAUUUGAUGGAAUGGAAUUGUCACCAUUUAUGUGAAUGUCAUUUUCUCUUUCUAGAUCAAAUUAGAUGUUAGUUAAAGCAUGUUUGGAUUUGCUUAAUUUUUAGGGAAAAAAUGUUUUUCUUUCAACAGUUAUCUCAGAAAAUUUAGUUA